This is a messenger RNA of Penicillium odoratum, 2100 nucleotides long. RefSeq lists its product as uncharacterized. The coding region runs from base 1 to 2100 and encodes 699 amino acids. Gene Ontology annotation, molecular function: zinc ion binding; DNA-binding transcription factor activity, RNA polymerase II-specific; sequence-specific DNA binding. The transcript is spliced from 2 exons. NCBI's taxonomy places the organism in Eukaryota, Fungi, Ascomycota, Eurotiomycetes, Eurotiales, Aspergillaceae. The record is from RefSeq and is a predicted model, not a curated record. Gene Ontology annotation, biological process: DNA-templated transcription; positive regulation of transcription by RNA polymerase II.
AUGGACACCGAGCACUUCAAGGUGCGGAAACGCAACCCCAAAGCAUGUAGCCGCUGUCAUCGUCGGAAGCAAAGAUGUGUGGGGUCUCCGAUCUGCACGAACUGUGAGGCGGCCAAGUCUUCAUGCACGAGGUCCAAAACAUCCACUUUCCAGCCUGCAUCCGAGAGAUAUCAUGGAAUGUCAAAGGAUGCCCUGUUCGACAGAAUAGAGGAACUGGAAGCCCAAUUAAACGCAGUCUCCAAACCAUCACAAGCGCAAGCCCCACGUCACCCAUAUCAAAGCCCAGACGAGUUCUCUUUCGACCAGCCUAAUGUAGGCCACUUGUUCGAUGUUAUGGAGUACCUGACAACGGGGCAAAUUUCAGGGCAGACACCACUAAGGUCAUCUUCCCCGACGGGAUCUCUGAUCGCCAAAGAAAUGGAUCAAAUAUUUGAAGAUACAGUCUUGGGAAGUGGCAGAGCAGAGACAACCGACAUGGAGCAUGAAUCUGAGUCUAGCAAUGAUACCCCACCCCCCGCGCCAACCGAAACAGAGGGCUUGAAGUAUAUACGCAUCUACAUGGAGACGAUGCAUAACCACAUGCCGUACUUGGAUAGUGGGGAGAUAUAUCGAACACACAAAGAAAGGCUUCACCCCUUUGAACCCACACGCUCAGCUCGGUGGAAGUUCUCGAAACUCUUCAUGGUUUAUGCUAUUGGUGCUGCGACGUCCCGAGUUACAGACAUCAGCCAACCCAGUAUUUCCGCAAAUGAUCUAUUCCGCACAGCCUUGCGUUUAAAGCCUUCAAUCACCGAGCUGCGCUCCCUCCAGAGCAUUGAAGCGAUGAUGUUACUGAUUAUGUACAACCUGCGAAUACCAAACAGCUCCAAUAUUUGGUACAUGAUUGGGCUAGCCAUGCGGACGGCCAUCGAUCUUGGGUUACACAGAGAAGAUAAUUAUCUUGGCUUGAAGCCCGAUGAGGCCCAAAGCAGACGGUGCGUAUUCUGGAGCGUCUACGUCAUGGAUCGCAGUAUUGCCCGGCUUCUCGACCGACCAUUCAACAUUGCGGAAACUGACAUCGAUGUCGGAUUACCUUUUGACUACCAGGAGCCUUACCAAAGCUACCCCAAUGAGCUACCGAUACCCGAAGAGACAGAUUUAAGAACCAGCAUCUCGGCUUUCAUUCCCGUCAUCAGACUAACCCGUUUGAAGUCGCAGAUUCACACCAGAGUCCAUAGAGUUGACAAAGAAGUUUCAUUGCUGAUCCCCGAGAUCAAUCCUUUAUUCUCUGCCUUGAAAGAAUAUAAACGAUCACUACAAUCUGAUCUCUCUCCUAUCGACCAUGAUUGGAUCAACAUGCAUUGGAAUAACGGAAUUCAUUGUCUUCUUCAACCUUUUCUCCGAGUACUUCCGUCCGAUCAUGAAUUAAUUCGUACCUGUAUGAAGGCAUCUGGGCAAACCUGCCAGGCGUUCAAAACGCUUCAUCAAAGAGGCUAUAUUGGGUUUGGAUAUUUCCUUGUCAGCACUUUAUUCAAAGCUGGGUUGACACUAUGUUAUUGUUUAUUUCGAUCUUCACAGCCUUGCUCCAUUGACGUGGCAAAUGAUCUGGGUGCCUGUUCCUCGGUUUUGUUUGCCAUUGCGGAGCGCAACAAUCAGUUAAAAAAAUAUCGUGAUACGUGGGAAUCCAUACUUGCGAAAGUGAUGGAACAUCUUGGACAAGUGUCUUCUUCCUACGAAUCCCGCCAUAUUAUCAUGCCGCAACUUAAUCCACCAAACCCCUUCGCUUCUCUAUUCAUAGAUACCCAUGGAGCUGCAUCAAGAUUCAAUUAUGCGAAUCUCGCAUCCCUCAAUCAUCUGGAUACUGCUUGUGGUCAGAAGCACCAACAAUUUUGGACAAUAUCACCAGAGGACGGGUUAGCUAUUGAAGAUUCGCCCGCUUCAAAAUCCCAGGAAUUGCUCAGUGCGCUCGAAGAUCUUUUCCCUGCGUGGCAAGAAGACAUAACACCACAGCGCCGACUUGAGAAUGUCUUUGAGUCCGAUGAAAUGACCUCUGAAAGCAUUCUAGAAGUGAGAAGGUCUGAACUACGAGUAAUUGACGAGCUGUUUGGCAACCCAGAAUGA